This is a messenger RNA of Hevea brasiliensis (rubber tree), 1392 nucleotides long. RefSeq names its product (R,S)-reticuline 7-O-methyltransferase-like. Gene Ontology annotation, biological process: methylation. The record is from RefSeq and is a predicted model, not a curated record. Bases 1 to 1140 code for a protein of 379 amino acids. Gene Ontology annotation, molecular function: O-methyltransferase activity; protein dimerization activity; S-adenosylmethionine-dependent methyltransferase activity. Lineage: Eukaryota; Viridiplantae; Streptophyta; Magnoliopsida; Malpighiales; Euphorbiaceae. The transcript is spliced from 2 exons.
AUGAUCAUGUCUCACACCAAAUCCUCUUAUAAAUCUUCUGCUAAGACCAAAUACACACACGGAGAGAGAAUGGAACAACUUAUUGAAGCUGAGGAAUUGCUCAGAGGCCAAGCACAAGUAUGGCAACUCAUGUUUGCCUUUGCGGACUCCAUGGCACUAAAAUGUGCAGUGGAGCUUCGCAUAGCUAAUAUCAUACACUCUCACUCUACCCCAAUUACAUUGUCCCAAAUAGCUUCCUCUAUUGACUCACCUUCCCACCCUGAUAUCCCCUACCUUACACGCAUCAUGAGAUUGCUGCUCCGCCGCAAAAUCUUCACUGCUGAUCGUCCAUCAGACGGCGGAGGGACUCUCUACGGGCCGACCCACGUUUCUAGAUGGCUUGUACAUGACUCCGAUAGGACCCUGGCACCCAUGUUAUUAAUGGAGAACCAUCCUUUGACGACCAAUCCCUGGCAUUGUUUUAGCCAAUGUGUGAAAGAAGGUGGCAUUGCCUUUAAGAGAGCAAAUGGGAGUGAGAUUUGGGAGUUUGCAUCACAGAAUCCUGAGUUCAACUCCAUGUUCAAUAGUGGCAUGGCAUGUACUGCAAGAGUAGUGAUACGUGCAAUUUUAGUAGGAUACAAAAAUGGGUUUGGUUGUGUGGGAUCACUGGUUGAUGUGGGAGGUGGGACUGGGGACUUGGUGUCUGAGAUUGUUAAAUCACAUCCACACAUCAAAGGGAUCAACUUUGAUUUACCUCAUGUUGUUACUACAGCACCAGAGUAUAAGGGUGUGUGCCAUGUUGGGGGUGACAUGUUUGAAGCCAUUCCAAACGCUGAUGCUAUUAUCAUGAAGUGGAUAAUGCACGAUUGGGGAGAUGAAGAUUGUGUGAAGAUAUUGAAAAAUUGCAGGAAAGCGAUACCUGAGAAAACAGGGAAGGUUAUCAUAGUUGAUGUAGUUCUGAAACCAGAGGGUGAUGACCUAUUUGAUGACACAGGUUUGGUGUUUGAUCUGCUAAUGAUUGCACAUUCAUCGGGUGGGAAGGAGAGGACUGAACUUGAAUGGAAGAAAUUAUUGGAGGAAGGAGGCUUCCCUCGCUACAAUAUUAUCAAGAUUCCAGCUUUAACAUCAAUUAUUGAAGCCUAUCCUCAAUUACAAAAUUAACCUAUCAUGCCAUUAAUAUGGCUAGAUAGGAUAUUUUGAGAAAUUAUCAAAUGCACCUAAUGUAUAUAUAUUAUUUCUCAUAAUUAUGUGAGAUUCAUUCUUUAUAUUACUAGAAGAACUUAUAUUUAUAUGAGAGAAUAAGUACUAUUUUUAUGUGUAAGGACAUUUCAUGAUAUUGUAAUUUAUAUUUCUUUUCUUUAGUAUUUCAAAAAUCCUUAAUGGGUAUGAUAAUUAUUAGAAUUUAAAUUAUAA